CUUACCGUGGUUGUGGAUCUUAUCCGAUCGGUCAAUUUUACCAACCACUAAUCAUCGAUUAUGAAUAAUAUUUUUUUCCUACCGUCGUCGUCCGACUUUUUCGCGUUUGUAUUUAUUUUUAUUGGCAAUUUUUGCUAACUGAUAUAUUAUUAUAAUUCUAUUUUUCGUCAUCCGAUCAUUUCUAUCCGGUUUCUUGUCGACUAAUCUAAUUUAUACAUGUAUAUUACGUGCGUAUAUAUGUAUACGGUACGCGAGCGUUGUCGUUUGUUUACGCCAAGUUUUGACCGACACCGAGUGAAGUGCUGCCGCCGCUGUUGACCAGCGACGACAACGACGAUGCGUUAUAGAUGAAGCUCGUUACGCUCGCAGACCAUUGCCACCGAAAAAACCUUUUACUUUUUGACCCUUGCAAACGCGGUCAAACGACAGCAAAAUCAGAUCCAUCAAAAGUAUGCACUGCUGCUCCUGCUCCUGCUCCUGUUGCACAAUACCAUAAAACCAACCGACUGAUCAACCACAGUGAUGACUGAAUGGAAAUCCAGAUCGUUACCUAGCAAUUUCGAAAUACUUUCCCUGUCAAAUGUGCCAGUCGGUCCGUCGUGUUUACGUUCAAACUCUAAGAAAACAUACAUCAGUCGCAAUGUAUCUUUUCCGGACGACGAAAGUCAAAUUGUCACUGGCGUUCUCGAAACCAUGCAUCCUUGGGAAUCCAUGGAAAACGUAACUAUUGAGUUACUUACAGCCAAAUAUAAAGAAUCAUGUGAAAGACACAACACUAAUCCAUUAUACUCUGUCCUCAAUCAAAUAAAAUCUAUAAAUACAAAUUUGGAGAGAAACGAAUGUCUUGAUCUUAAAGGUGUUUUAUUAACCAAUGUCGACUGGGAGAGCCUUGAAGAAAUUUUUAAAAGAGUUCAGUUUAGAACUAUAAAUGUUGAAGCAACUGGAUUAAAUGAUGAUACAGCAAUUGCAUUAUUUGAUAUGUUAGACUUUUAUGAAUCUGCCAUUUGUUUAAACAUAUCUUCUAACAAUGAUAUUGGCACUAGAGGAUGGCAAGCAUGUGCUCGUACAUUAAAAAAGUCAAAAUGUUUAGAAGAAUUAGAAGCGAGGAAUACAAUACUUAAUGAGUCAAAUAUGACUUCUUUAGGUCGUUCGUUAAAAUUUGGUUCACAAUUAUGUGUCUUAAAACUUGAAAAUUGUAAUCUUGCAGACCGGCCAUUAACAUCAUUAGUUUCUCUAAUAAAAUUAAAUAACACAUUAAAAGAACUUUAUUUGGGUGAAAAUUAUUUAAAUGAAAACGAUGCUAAACAACUUUCAAUUUUACUAAAAUGUAAUACCACUUUGCAGUUGUUGGAUUUAAGCAAUAAUAAUAUUCAAAAUAAAGGUUUUAAAUUACUUUGUGAAAGCAUUGUGAAUCAAAAUUCUCCUUUGACAAUUUUAAUUGUCUGGAAUAAUAAUUUAAAUUCAGAGUGUUCAGAAUGUUUGUCAAACUUAUUGGGGGCUGAAACUAAAUUAGAAAUGCUCAAUGUUGGGUUUAACUGUUUACUUGAUACCACAGCUAGUGCUAUUGAAACACCAUUGAAAAACAACAAAAAUUUGGUACGCUUAGGAUUGCAAAGUACCCAAAUUACUUGUAAAGGAGCUAAAUAUUUAGCAGAAGCAUUGGAAGCCAAUACUUCUUUACAAAGAUUAGAUUUACGUGAUAAUAAUAUUGAAGUUGAAGGGCUGAGAAAUUUGAAAGAGUCCAUUUCAAAAAAUUUUAGAAUUACACGCCUAGAUUUAGAUCCUCUGCCACGUAACAAAUAUGCAGCUGACACAACUAAAGAGUAUACAAAUUUAACAGAGCAGAUCAAACAAAUGUGUGAAGAAAAUGAAAAAAAACAUUGUAGUAAUCAAAUUGACGACAAUCUACUUGACCAGAUAACAGAUGAAUCUAACAUCACCAAAGCUAUCAAAAUACCAAAUGUAGAUUCUAGAAAAAUAUCUCUCACGUGCGAAUCACUAAUGAUGCAGUAUACUUCACUUAAAAAUCCCAAUUAUCUUGGUUCUGAUGAUUACUCCCCUAUGUUGCGAGGAAGUAGUGGUAGAUUAAGGAGUCCUGCUCCCAGUCCUAUACACAGCCCAAUUGCUAGUAGUCCAAUGUGUAGUCCUUCAUUAACGUCUACACGAAAUCGUUUUCACGUGUCUAAAGUUUCUGAACAAAAACAAAAAGAAUGUCGAUUUAAGGUCACCAAAUUAAAUAAUUUAAAUGAUAAAGCACCGACAGCUAGUAACGAAUCAUUAUCUGAUGACUCUUUUGGUCCUACUAAUUUAGAACUCACAGUUGAUAGUUUGGAUUUGUGCAAACAUAAAAAUGACACCAAAAAAGAAGAUCAAAGAACUAGGAAAGUAUCUUGGGUUAUGGGUUCUCGACCUUUGUUAACUUCAUUGCAAAACAUUACCUCAAGUUUGGAUCAUGCCACCUCAUCUGGAGUUGACAAGCUUCUCAGUUUAUUCAGUCCUUUUUCUAGUGCAGAUAAAUCCUCGGCAUCUAUCGACACAGUUGAAUCUAAUGAUUCUGUUUUUGAAUCAGAUCAUGAAUCAAAAAAACCAGUCACACUGGAUCAAGCAACUUGGCCACCAGUAUUUGGAAGCUUGAAAAAAACCACUUCUAUCUGCAGGCCAUUGUCAGACAAAGGUAGACGUAGUCUAAGCGAUUUACGUACUUUUUAAAUUUGAAGUUAGAGAGGUAGUGAUGAUACAAGUAGAUCAAAUGCAUUUAGGUUGUUUAUUUAUAUUGUAAGGUCUCCCCUCAGAGCAAAUCUCGUUUACAGUAGUAUCUUUUACAAACUACAUUGUGAUUCACAAGCACAUGAGUACAAAUUUUGUUUUUAUCAUUGUUGAACAAUUUAUAAAUAUUUAUGGGAUCGUUUUUAGUUGUUAGUGCUAUAUGUAUAAUUUAAAAACACCCUUUAAACAAACAUAAAACUACUGUAACGAGAAUUCACAUAAAAAUUGAUUUACAUUAUCUGUUGUACAAACAACUGUGGACUUGAAAUCAUUUAUAAUAUAUUUGAAGAAAAAAAUAAUUACUAAAGAUUAUAUCAGAAGAAUUUGUACAUUUUAAUAUUAAAUCAAAUUUGAAUGUUUUCACAUUCAAAAUAAUAUAUUUAACUCAAAUAUUAGUUUACUGAUUAAUACAAUUUCUCUGUGACUAAUAUAUUAUUACUGUGCUUACGUUUUAUUAAUUGGUUUCUUGUCCAGUGGUGUUUUAAAUUAAUGAACUGGUCUCAGUGUGAUUACAAUUUAAUUUUAGGUACUUAUAAUGCAUAUAAUAACAUUAAUAUAAUAUUAAAAGUUACCAACCAGUGUUUUAAACAAAUGGAACAAAAAGAUAAUCAUAUUAUUGUUAUAUUAUAUACAUGGCUAGUUGGUAUCUCUUCUGUACUAUUUAAGCACAAAUUUUUUGAAUAUUAUAGUUUCUUGAGUUCACUUGUCAAUUCUUUACGUUUCAAAUUAAAUCAAAGUAUUUUGUUUUUUUUUUCUCAACUUGUGUUGUUUUAAUCAUCUAAUCGUUAAAAGUGCAAUAAUCUAUGUCUGGAUUCAACAUAUAAAGCACAAAAUGUUUUUAGGCGUUUGGGAGUUAAUAAUUACCAUGAUUUUGUUUACAGCAUACUAUUAUGAAUACUUAUUUUUUCUGAAUUUGUUUAUUUACAGAAAAACAUUGUUACAGUUACAUAUAUUAUUUUCUAUUUUUCUUCUUUUUCCGAAUUCUUGGAUAUUUUUAUUGACUGUGAUUUUUAU
This is a messenger RNA of Rhopalosiphum maidis (corn leaf aphid), 3780 nucleotides long. Its product is annotated as protein phosphatase 1 regulatory subunit 37. Lineage: Eukaryota; Metazoa; Arthropoda; Insecta; Hemiptera; Aphididae. The record is from RefSeq and is a predicted model, not a curated record. The transcript has 9 exons. The coding region runs from base 523 to 2709 and encodes 728 amino acids. Gene Ontology annotation, molecular function: protein binding.